Messenger RNA from Cucurbitaria berberidis CBS 394.84, 1245 nucleotides. RefSeq names its product gibberellin 2-oxidase. The record is from RefSeq and is a predicted model, not a curated record. The coding region runs from base 1 to 1128 and encodes 375 amino acids. The transcript is spliced from 3 exons. Lineage: Eukaryota; Fungi; Ascomycota; Dothideomycetes; Pleosporales; Cucurbitariaceae. Gene Ontology annotation, molecular function: dioxygenase activity.
AUGGCUCCCAGCGCAAUCGAAACUACCAAUCAAGCAACCAACAAGCUCCUUGUCAAGCCGUGGAGCCGUCCAGAACAAACCAAAGAGGAUCUUGAAUGGGCGCCACUAACUACAAUUGACCUUGCGCGCUUCGAUGAGCCUGGAGGCAAACAGGACCUCGCACAGCAACUAUAUGAUGCAAUCACCAGAGUUGGUUUCUGGGUGGUGACUAAUUCCGGAAUCGAUGAUGAACGUGUCCUCAAGCAGUUCAGCAUUGGAAACACCUUUUUCAAGGAAGAUCUAGAGGAGAAGAGAAAGUUCCCCUGUAACUUUGCAGAGGGCGAGUAUUUUGGAUAUCGCGAGAACUCCCGAUGGAUCGGUGAUACAGGUGUGAAAGAGAACAUUGAGAUGCUCAACAUCCACAAAGACAUCCCAGCCUGGUCCAAUAUUGGUAAACACCAAAUUGUAGAGCAGAACUGGGACGAGAUCCGCAAAUUCCACAGGGACGUCCACGAAAAAGUAGCACGCAAACUCUUCAUUCUCAUGGCCAUCAUCCUCGAGCUGCCAGAAAAUUACCUCGCAGACGCACACGCGUACGACGAGGUAUCAGAUGACCAUCUGCGCUACAUGAUCUACAAUGUCCGCUCACAGGAAGACUGGGAUAAAGCGCAAGCUUACUCAAAGGGUGGUCAUACUGACUUCGGGAGUUUGACUUUACUUUUCAGUCAGCAUGUUGCUGGUCUACAGAUCAAGACACCAGAGGGAGAGUGGAAGUACGUCAAGCCGGUCGAAGGCGGCAUUACGUGUAAUGCGGCGGAUACGUUGACAUUCUUGACAAACGGCUUCAUCAAGUCCACCAUCCACCGCGUUGUCACACCGCCCCAUGACCAAAUCAACAUCCCACGUCUGGGCCUGCUGUACUUCAGCCGACCGGGCGAAAAGACACCCAUGCGAACAGUCCCAUCUCCUCUCCUCGACCGUCUUGGCUUGAUCACAGAGAAAGAUAAAGACUCAAGUAGACCUGUGCCCACAGGAACGGAGUAUGUGCGGGCAAGAGUGAAGGAUGUGCAUCAUAAGACUGUGUUGGAUAAGCGGGAAGGUACUUCGUUCCAUUUCAAGGGCUUGGAGGUGAAAAAUCACUACGAUUAGAGGCACUAGGAGGGUUUGGAUUCAGUGGCGUCACCGCAAAAAACCAUGCUUCGUUAUGUAGUCAUUUCUGGUGCAAGGCGCUGCGCGUUUCAUCUGUUUGGUAUCGUUGAGUGGGUC